Messenger RNA from Effrenium voratum, 633 nucleotides. Lineage: Eukaryota; Dinophyceae; Suessiales; Symbiodiniaceae. The record is from the annotation of a GenBank genome assembly.
AUGGCCGAGCGUGCCACUUUUCAGGUGUGUCUGCUCAGCGGAGAGGCGGCAAGCAUCUCCAGCUCGCCCAAGACCACCUUGAAGCGGCUGCAGUCGCAGAUUUCUGGUGCCUUGCGCAGCAGCAAUACACCGCUGGAACUCAUCCAACAAGAUGUGGAUCCAGGCGUGCUGUCGCUUUCGACGCGUGCAGAGGAGAUUCACGGCUGCAGCGUGCUGGUGAUCUGUCAGGAUCAUCCAGAAUGGUGUCGGCAGAAGUGUUUCCGCAAACAGUCGCCUGAACUUGAUUGGGACGUGGAGUCGGAAAGAGCUGAGUGGCUUAUGCUUUUUCCGGAGGGGCGAUUCAUGUACUUUAAGCGAACACGCUUUUGGGAUAAGGAGGGUGCUCAUGAAACUGUGUGCAAGGAGGAGCUGCAAGGUGAAGGAUCAUGGUAUUGUACUCUACAAGGAUCAGACCCUGAAGAGGUAGUGGUGCUUGAUGGCCUUUCCGUUUUUCACCGCAUGUCUUCGAAGGGUGAGUGCAGUGCAACCCGUCGCAGAAUGAACAUGGCUUUUGCCAAGCCACAAUUGCUGAGCUAUGAAAUAUCGUCACUGGAUUGCGCAGAAGAAUGCUGGACCGCUAGAUUACCAGUGUAA